Molecule: messenger RNA, 925 nt
Organism: Uranotaenia lowii
Lineage: Eukaryota; Metazoa; Arthropoda; Insecta; Diptera; Culicidae
Exons: 2
Coding region: 109-783 (224 amino acids)
Source: RefSeq, a predicted model, not a curated record
GGUUUUUAUUGAUUGAAAACAAAUUGAAAUACUUCACUUGAUUUUUCCCGGUAACCGUAGUAUAGAAUAUCUGAACUAUUGUUUUAUCUCUACCGUUUUGUUUAAACGAUGGAUAGUACACCUGUUAGAAAUACGGUUACUCCACUACGGCGACUGGGCUUAACACGAUCCGGUCUUCGAACAAAUUCGGAAACGAAUUUUCGAACACCGCUUAUCAAUGCCACCAGGUCGGAAGAGAACUACGAGACACCCGAGGGGAAAAACGCUACGCCCAGGGGAUUACGUCCAAUUAAAAGCACCAGUUCAUCCGAUGACAUCGAAGAAGAUACCACGGAUUCACCAAUUACACCAUGUGCAAGCUCCUCAUCCAAAUGCAGCCUAAAAAGGACACGUUUAUCACUAAGUCAGAGUUGGAAACAGAAAAUCGUUAACAGGAAACACAUCUCUAGCCUUAAACGAAGAAAACUUAUCGAUGAAGUUGAAACUUGCUCAUCGGUGGACAAUAUAACUGGGAAAGAUAAUUUUGAUGCUAUCGCUGAUAUUGGACUGGUAGCAGAAAAUAGUAAAAAUCAAAGUUCACCUAACUCGGCAACGGAAGAGAAAAUUGAAGAUCUUCGCAGAAAUAUUAAAAUUUGGCAGGACGGAUGCAUCCAGGCAUUAAACGAUCUGCAAAGUAAAAGAGGGGAUGCCGGAGACAUGGAAUCACUGCUAAGAAUGCUUCAGAUCCCUUUUGAAGUGGUCAACUUCGACUGUGAGAAUCAAGUAUUUCUGAAUCCAGACUAAGUAAGAAGGUGUCUUCGACAAUUUCUGAUAUUGUUUUGCUUUGAAUGCUAUGUUCUCUAACCAUAAGCAUUUAUUCACUCAAGUUAUGGAAUCGACUAUGCUGCGAAAGUAAAUAAAAUGUUAAAUAUUUUGUUAACUAUAA